AUGCAACAAUUUCACCUUACCGCCACUGGUUACAACCUCAACUAUCUCCCGGAAUACAUUGCUCGUCGACAUGGCUUCUUCAAAGAACAGGGACUGGACGUAACAGUCAACAUUCCCGUUCCAUGGGACGGUGUGCUCGACGAACUUGCCAACGGUUCUGCCAUAAUGUGCCUUGGGGGAAUUUGGGUGCCAUCGAUGUACCGCAAAAGGGUACAAAACUACACCGUAUUCGGGCAGAUUGCAAACCGGUCGCCUCUUGCCUUGAUCCGACGUACCGAAGAUAAGGACUUCAAGCUCGAAGACGUGGCGGGGCGAACUGUCCUGAUGAAGUCCGGUGGCGGGGCCAGUGUUGGCCUCUUCUUCAAGAUGCUUCUUCGCGAGAACGGCAUCGAUGCGAGAUCUGUUGACUACAUACAAGAUCUCGACGGUGUAAUGCUGGGUGACUUAUUCCAAGGCGGCAUGGGCGAUUAUUUUGUCACUGAUAAUCUUUCUGCUCAGGCAAUAGUCGCACGUAACCCCGAUGUGACUAUUGCAAUGCAGAUGGUCACGCAAGGUGACAUCCCCUGGAGCGUUUACUAUCGGGAAACUGCCACAAUUACUACUGAAAUCCUCGAUUCUCAAAAGCGAUUCUGCAUCGCCCUUCAGAAAGGCAUAGACUGGGUCCUCCAGCACGAGGCAGAAUCUUUCCAGAACGAACUCGCCGAGCUUUUCCCAAAUGUUCCAAUCGACGUCGUGGUGAAAGUCACGAACUCCUUCCGUCAAAGUGGCAUGUGGACGACCACUUCUGUACCUCGCGAGGGUUACAAACGCUGGCAGCUCGGACUGUGCGAUGCGCGCCUCAUCACAGAACCAAUCCCGUAUGAGGACCUUGUCGACGACGCGCCCUCAGCCGCUGCCCAGGCUGUGACAAAAUCCUGA
This is a messenger RNA of Penicillium robsamsonii, 918 nucleotides long. Its product is annotated as ABC transporter substrate-binding protein. The record is from RefSeq and is a predicted model, not a curated record. The transcript has a single exon. The coding region runs from base 1 to 918 and encodes 305 amino acids. NCBI's taxonomy places the organism in Eukaryota, Fungi, Ascomycota, Eurotiomycetes, Eurotiales, Aspergillaceae. Gene Ontology annotation, biological process: thiamine biosynthetic process.